GGUAAGGACACCAGACUCCAGUCAGGGCCAGCUACCAGUAGAGGUGUGUCCUGUCCGUUCACUACAAGUAGACAAAGGAAGUCACUUCAUUACCUCACACGCCUUAACAACUAGAUUACUAGAAGAAAACUUGCCCUCAACAAGAUGCGUUCGGCAUACAUGGUGUUGAUGGUGGUAGUUCUGACGUGGGUGAUGGCAGCUGAGGCGAUUUUUCCGUUGGCGGCCAUUGCGGCUUUUGUGGGCUCAAGAAUUGCAUCAAUUGCAGUGCCUUUGGCUAUAGAACGUGGAAAGCGCUCUGUCAACUUAGUGAGUAGUGAUGAUGAGAAGAAUAUAUUGUUGUCUGUUAUGACUCAACUCGACCCCGAUGGCUGUAUUCUCAAGCUGCUGUGUAGCCUGGAGGCGAGUAGUACAGAAGGGGUUCACACCCCGAAAGAGCGCGCCCUGGUGAACACGUUCACUAACCAAAACGAGACUCUCACUCCUUACAACGCUGCCUACAUCUAUGCCGUGAAUAUCGGCCAGCACGCUCAUGACGCUGCCCUCUGUGAUAAGAAGUUCAACAAGUGUAGUAUAAGUGUCGCUGAGUUAAGAGACCUGCUAGAAUGGAGCUCGAACUGCGGCGAACAGUAACUUUUACCACAGAACUACAGAAGGUAAGCUGUAGAUGACCGUAAUGUUUCACUGCUGCAUAGAACACUGUACUGUAUACAGUUGUGUACGUACAGCAUCAUUAUUAUUCUACUAUACUUGGUUUAAGUUUGUUUGUCUUGUGUAUUGUUGUAUAAUUGUUAGCCACUGUUACGGAUUUUAUGUCCAAAAUUGUACGAUAUGAUUUUCGUCUUUCUCUUGUUUUCGUACUUUUUCCUUUAAUGUAACCGUGUUUUCUGCCUCACUGGAGACUUCUGUGGCUCCAACGAGGUGUACCAUACUUGUAAUGAUACUUAUAUUACUAAAUUUGUUGAUGUAACAUUAUAUAACAUUAUUAUGAAGAUGGUAGUCAUAGAAAAAAGUUAAACAUAUUUUAUUCAUACCAUUAUUUUCUUCCGCGUUUAUGUUUAUAAUUAUAGAAAUUUAUUCUUUGCUUACGUAAUUUCUUGUACAUUUAAAAUAAUGAGCUUUGAAUUUUGUAAUGCACCUACCUUAUGUAUACCAAUAAACAUUGAAGGUA
Molecule: messenger RNA, 1168 nt
Organism: Homarus americanus (American lobster)
Lineage: Eukaryota; Metazoa; Arthropoda; Malacostraca; Decapoda; Nephropidae
Exons: 3
Coding region: 145-630 (161 amino acids)
Source: RefSeq, a predicted model, not a curated record